Messenger RNA from Eimeria mitis, 2913 nucleotides. Its product is annotated as Beta-ketoacyl synthase, related. Gene Ontology annotation, biological process: fatty acid biosynthetic process. Lineage: Eukaryota; Apicomplexa; Conoidasida; Eucoccidiorida; Eimeriidae. The transcript is spliced from 4 exons. The record is from RefSeq and is a predicted model, not a curated record. Gene Ontology annotation, molecular function: phosphopantetheine binding; fatty acid synthase activity. Bases 1 to 2913 code for a protein of 970 amino acids.
AUGUCGUCGCCGAAAAUGGACAACCAACCCAUGCGCAGUCCGUCAGUGGACGUGAGCUCUAUACAUCUGGUCAUUGAGGCACUUCAGGCUGCCAGUUGCGCAGUUGAGGGCACAGCGGGUGAUUCCUUUGCGCGUCAGUGGGAACUGGUGUCUACCGACUCGGUGGCUGGUUCAUUCUUCCUAAGGUCACUCUCUAUCUCCCUAGGGCUGGAACUGCCCACUUCACUUCUCCAAUGCAGACAAAUCGAGGAAGUUGCCGCGAAAAUCACUGAAAUCGCGGCGGGUGUCGGCACGGACUCAAGAAACAAAGUUCCCCUGCACACCAUCCAUAUUCACCAGGGCUCCCCGCGAGUGGCCAUCAUAAGCGCUUCAUGCCGAUUGCCUGGGGGAGUCGAGACGCUCGGUGACUUGUGGUCAAACAUUCUCCUCCCAGGAAGGGAUGCAAUCACCCCUAUUCCUCCCUCGCGAUGGGAUGCAGAUAUGCUUUACGACCCAGAAGGAGGUGAAGGUACUAUUUAUGUCAGAGAAGGAGGAUUCAUUGAAGAAGCAGAGGCAUUUGACAACCGUUUCUUCGAAAUCCCCGAUCAUGAAGCUGCGCAAAUGGACCCACAACAACGGCUUCUUUUGGAGGCAGCUUUUGAGGCUAGGGCUCCUUUGAUGAAAGGCCGGAAAGGCCCAACAGAUGAGACCGGUGUUUUCAUUGGAUGCUCAUGCGCUGACUGGUUUCUCGUCCACGCAAAACUUACUACACGAGACACCCCGUCGUGCUUUAUCGUAGAUCUACAGCAUGCAAUGCUUGCAAACCGCAUUUCUUACUGCAUGAACCUGGAGGGGGCUUCAAUGACAAUCGAUACAGCGACGUCGUCUGGCAUUGUUGCGUUCUCCACAGCUGUGAGCCACAUUGAAUCAGGCCGCCUAGUAUGCGCCCUUGCAGGGUCUUCUCAGCUCAUUAUUGCUCCAGAGGUCACAGUGGCUCUGUGCAACCUGGGAAUGCUGUCGCGAAAAGGACGCUGCCGCCCAUUUGAUGAGGCUUCUGAUGGAUUUAUUAGGUCCGAAGGGGUCGUUGUAUUUUCUCUGCUUAGAGAAGAUUACGUUGCCGAAUAUGUUGACACGUCGGUUGUGAGCCCACUGGCGUAUGUUCGUGGGCAUGCUGUGGUGCAUAGUGGAAGGGCGUUCUCAACCACGGCUCCCAGCGAGGGUGCUGAACGGCGUGCCAUGGAAGGUGCCCUGACUAAGGCAAACAUCUCUCCUGAUGAUGUCGACUACAUUGAGGCCCAUGGAACUGGAACAAGGAUGGGGGAUGCAGUAGAGGUUCAAAGUCUUGCUGCUGUCUUUGGGGACUCCCACGACCCCGAAAGGCCACUUCUUGUGGGUUCAAUCAAGGGGAAUAUCGGCCAUUGCGAAGGCUCGUCAGGGGGUGCAGGAAUUUGCAAGGCUAUUCUUGUACUCAUCAACCGCUGUGUGCCAGGCACCCUUCAUUUUAAUCGCCUUAGCAGCUUAAUAGAUCGGGUGCCAAAAUACUUUUCCAUUCCUCGGACGGCAACAAGAUUUCCUGUCCCUGAUCGGCCACUGGUGGUGGGUGUAAGCUCCUUUGGGGUUGGCGGCUGUAACGGCCACGUUAUUUUAGAAGGCCCAGCAGCGGGUCAACACGAUUUUAAAGCGCAACUAAACGACAAAUGCUUGUGGAAAAAGAACAUGUUUCCCUGGUCACACCUGAUUAGCAUGCCAGGAGGCAGCAAUGGGGAAAUUUCUCCCGUGGAAUUAAUUACUCCCGAGGGGUGCAUUCCAACCCCCACUUCGUCCUUCUGUGGGACGAACGUCAGCGUUGUCGGGCCGUCAACCGAUCAGGAUGUUGGACGGAAUGGCCCUGUAGUGUUCACGGAGGUGCCCAUACUUGGACCCAGCAAUGCGGCCAACCACAGGCGGCCCAAAGAAUCUUACCAAGAUGGUAAAUUGAGUUCCACUUGCUGGGGUAGUAAUAGUCUCAAAGUGGCGCAUACCGAGUUUGGCACGUUUUCAUCGAAUGGCGAGGAACCGGAUGUGCGCCCCGACAGCAGCUCACACUUUCCCGAACGUUCCCCACGAGUUCCUGUGGAGGACAGUUCACCAGAUCAGAAGAUUCCGGCAUCUUCAGCUCCUACCAUCUCCCGAGAGCAGAUAAGGGCAGCAAUUAAUGAGUCGCUCAAGCUAGCUCUUAACCGCGACGAGCCCUUGCAAGAUGACACACCAUUUGUGGAGGCAGGAGUAGAUUCGAUGACGUCUAUUGGAAUCAGGGAGGGCCUCUCAAAAAGGCUCAAGCUCCAGCUACCGGCAACCCUUUUAUAUGACCAUCCGUGCAUUGCCCAGCUUGUGGACUACCUGGAAAAAAUCUCUUCGACGCAGGAAGCGGACGUGAGCAACAGCGUGCUCUUUGGAGUGGGACGUCCUACGGCUCGAAGCGCCAUUGCUGUCACGGCAAUGGCCUGCAGGUUCCCGUCAAAGGCUCAUUGCGAUUCGGAGUUUUGGGAGGCACUCCAGUCUGGCCAGGACUGUAUACAGCACAUUCCACUCACGCGUUUUGAUCCGUGGAAGUACAGAGAUUCUGACAGAGACCUAUCUAAUAAGCUUUACGUCAACGAUGCUGGAACAUAUCCAGACAUGGCCUUAUUCGACAACGCUCUGUUCAACAUUUCUAUGGCUGAGGCCCAGUUGAUGGACCCGCAUCAACGAGUCUUGUUGGAGGUCUGCCACGAGGCGCUAGCCGAGGAACUGCGGGAACGCAACCAACGUGAUAUAGCCAUUGUCGUAGGCUGCUGCAACAAUGACUGGGUUCGCGAAGCCUGCACCUCAAAACAGGAGCCCUUGACGUGGCUAAGCGGUUUCUUAACGACGGAAGAUGCAACACUGCCGUUGCAGCAGGCGUUCACAUAUUGA